GAUGAUAAUAGCACCAAAGUCUCUGAGUUAUUAUUUGUAAAGCACUCUGUAAAAUGCUAGCUUUCAUUGUGUAUUAUUACCAUAAAGGAUACUGGGAUUAAUGAUUCUAGCGAGUAUUUAUGUAGCACUUUAAAGACUGCAAACUUUUACAUAUUGCCACAUUUCAUCUUCUCAAGUUGAAUUUGUUCAGUCAUUUUCAGUCAGUCAUGUCUGACUCUGUGAUCCCUUUUGGAGUUUUCUUGGCAAAGAUACUGGAAUGAUCCACCAUUUUCUUCUCCAGAUCAUUUUACAGAUAGGAAGCAGAAACAAGCAAGGUGAAGUGACUUGCCCCAGGUCACACAGCUAGUAAGUGUCUGAAGCUCAGUUUAACUCAGAGCCUCCACUCGGGAAGGCACUGGAAAUUGAGGAUCAGGAAAGGCUUCCGGCAGACGGUAGUCCUUGAUCCACCUCUGGAAGGAAGGGAGGGAUCCUACGAGGCUUAUGCACAUUUCUAGAAACUGCAAUGAUUGGAAGUGCAAAAGGUCAACAGUUAUUUUAGAAUGCCUAAGUAUGUAGUGGUUAAACAAGAUGUAAGUCUUCUUUAGUAAAUAAAGUUCACAAAACACAAUUUUGAGGCAGAAAUGUACUCAACACAACAGGGAAACUAGCAGAGAUUGGGAGAAGAAUAUUUUCAAGCAAAACUAACUUCCUGAUUCUAAAAGGGCGAUUCAAAGGGGGGAGGAGGGGGGAGAGAGAGAAAAGACCUAGCAUCAUUUGGGGAAUGGAUAACCAAAUUAUGGUUCAUCAAUAUAACAAUAUUAUUAUUGCACAUUAAGAGAUUAUUUCAUAGAUCCCUGAGAAGCCCACUGUGAAAUGAUGCUAUGAAGUGAGCAGAAUCAGGAAACUAGUCUAUACAUAAAGGACAAUAACCUUGUGAAGAAAAACCACUUUGAAGAAUUUAAGAACCAUUAUGAUUUAAUCAUGUCUCCAGAGUCCCUUUGACGAAGCCUGUUAGCCAUUUCCGGACAGAAGUAAAGAUCUCAUGAUGUUUGUUGAAUUGAACUGAUCAUGCCAAAUUCAAGUCGUCUCUAGUUAAGCCCUUAAACCCCUUUCCAGCACUGUGUGCAUACGCAGGGUAGAAAGGCAAAAUGAAUUUUGGCAAUCACGAUUCUGAUAAGCUCCAGUAGGGGGCAGUCACUGGAUGGGCUAGAGCACCCGCCGAGUAAGGAGAGACAUUCUAGCCUUCCUCACUCGUUGCCUCGGGAAGACCCGGAAGUGGAGGCUACAUAUCCCGGGGUUCAACGCUGCUUCCUUCCUUCUGUUGUGACUGCCAUUGGUGCUACUUUCGCGCCGCAGUCAUGGCCAUCCGCUAUCCCAUGGCCGUGGGCCUUAAUAAGGGCCACAAAGUUACCAAGAACGUUUCGAAGCCGCGACACUGCCGCCGCCGUGGGCGCUUGACCAAGCACACCAAGUUUGUGAGAGAUAUGAUCCGUGAGGUAUGUGGAUUUGCUCCUUAUGAGAGACGGGCCAUGGAAUUGUUAAAGGUCUCCAAGGAUAAGCGAGCUCUUAAGUUCAUCAAAAAAAGGGUAGGAACUCACAUCCGGGCCAAGAGGAAGAGAGAGGAGCUCAGCAAUGUCCUAGCUGCCAUGAGGAAGGCUGCUGCCAAGAAGGACUAAACUGGACCCUGCUUCCCUUACCCACCUACCCAAUAAAGAUUUGACAAAUAGA
Molecule: messenger RNA, 1707 nt
Organism: Monodelphis domestica (gray short-tailed opossum)
Lineage: Eukaryota; Metazoa; Chordata; Mammalia; Didelphimorphia; Didelphidae
Gene: RPL36
Product: ribosomal protein L36
Biological process (GO): translation
Cellular component (GO): ribosome
Molecular function (GO): structural constituent of ribosome
Source: RefSeq, a predicted model, not a curated record